Messenger RNA from Manihot esculenta (cassava), 628 nucleotides. RefSeq lists its product as uncharacterized. Lineage: Eukaryota; Viridiplantae; Streptophyta; Magnoliopsida; Malpighiales; Euphorbiaceae. The record is from RefSeq and is a predicted model, not a curated record. The transcript is spliced from 2 exons. The coding region runs from base 34 to 453 and encodes 139 amino acids.
GCGACGGCCAUUAGUAUCUUAACGGAUGAAUACAUGGUGGGAUGUCUCGGGGACCUGUAUGAGAGCAUUGGCAAACUCGGCCAAUCUUACAUGCUCACAACUCAAACUAAGGAUUCCAUUUUGAAUCCACAACUUUCAAUCUCCGCCGCUGAAUUACCUCUUUUACCGGCCAGUUCCAGUCGCAGUUCUUCAGGAUAUUCUGGAUAUGGUAAUACUGAGAAGGGUUUUGUAAAGGGUGUGGUCACUUACAUGGUGAUGGACAAUUUGGAAGUGAGCCCUAUGUCUUCCAUAUCUAGCGUCACAUUACUUAACAAGUUUAAGAUCCAGGAUUUGAGUCAACUUGAAGAAAGGAUGGUUGUUUUAGGCAAGGAUGAGGCUUGGAAGCUACUGAAGGAAUCUUUGCAGACAAAGAACGUUCUUACAAGAGUGUUUCUUGGAAGUAUGGUGAAUUAGGAUGCUAAUAAGGAGCAGUGAUCUAGAUGUAAAGGAGAUUAAGGGGAUGGGAACUAGUGGCUGGUUUGGAAAUUGUCUUGUAUAUACUGGAAGGUCUUGAGUUUUUGCAUCUUUUUGUUAUUCCUGUGGUACAGUUUCAGGGGUUAAUUGAUAUUGGAUAAAAAGUAAUAUUUUC